Messenger RNA from Dictyostelium purpureum, 657 nucleotides. RefSeq lists its product as uncharacterized. Bases 1 to 657 code for a protein of 218 amino acids. Gene Ontology annotation, cellular component: external side of plasma membrane; cell-cell junction. Lineage: Eukaryota; Evosea; Eumycetozoa; Dictyosteliales; Dictyosteliaceae. The transcript has 4 exons. The record is from RefSeq and is a predicted model, not a curated record. Gene Ontology annotation, molecular function: calcium ion binding; calmodulin binding. Gene Ontology annotation, biological process: calcium-dependent cell-cell adhesion.
AUGUCCACAAUGGCAACCAAUAAUAAUAAUAGUGAAAAUUUAGGUUUUAAUAAAAAAGAUGAAAUGAUUUAUGCAACUCUUUAUCCAAAUGACAAUAAUGAAGAUUCUGCACUAACCAUUUUUACAGAUACAAGCAAAACCAACGAAAAAACACAUUAUAAAAGAUGCUUUGUUUCAAAGGAUACCAUUUUAUUGGUUUGGACUGAUAAUAAUUUUAAUCCAAGAGAUGAUGAUGACCUUUCAAAAGGAAAAUAUCUUGUAUUUAAUCCAAACUCCUGCAAUAUCCUCCCAGAAAAUCAAUUCAAAUUUAAAGUAAAGGAAAUAGAAAAAAAUACUUUUUUUGCAAAUAUUAAACUUCAAUCCUCAAAGAAACAAUACUCCCUAUCAAUUACUCCAUUAGAAUGCGAUAUACAAACCUAUCAAUCUGGUAAUGACUAUGCUCCCCUUAUUAUUCACACUCUUCAUGAGGAUGAGUUUGUUGACUGCCAAAUUUCAUUAAAAGAUAGUACUGGUUCAGUUAUAACCCAUGGAAAAAUUUUUUUCAAAUACAACCAUAAUGAUGGAAUUGUUGACUAUAAUGAAGCAAUUGGAUUCCCUGAAAAACUACAAAUCAAUUGUUUCGAUAAAAACUGCUUUAUUUUUGUUGUAAACGAAUAA